Molecule: messenger RNA, 1216 nt
Organism: Candidula unifasciata
Lineage: Eukaryota; Metazoa; Mollusca; Gastropoda; Stylommatophora; Geomitridae
Source: the annotation of a GenBank genome assembly
AUACGAGCUUCUGUCGGUGUAUGCCAGGAACAAUCUGGACGCGGAUCUGCUGUCUGCACUGGGCGAGAGACACCCCGAGUUGGACUUCUGGAAAGACCCGGCGCCACAAAGAAACAGCACCGUGUUGGUGCCCCCACAUGUCCUGCAGGACUUCAAGAACACCCUCGCCGAACAAGAUAUGAAUUUGGUGCUUAUGUCGGAUGACGUUCAAAGCAUCGUUGACGCCGGAUAUGAGCGCACACCCGACCACAUUGUGGAGGCCAAGCGCCAGACUACCGGUAAUAUCAUCGACCAUCAGAACUACCACACCUACAGCAAGAUCAGAGACUUCUUGAACCAGAUCGCAGCCAGGUAUCCCAACAACGUGCGAAUCAGCAACCUCAACUACUUGACACACGAAAGCCGCCCGGUUGUCGUUCUCAGGCUGACAGGCACUGCUGCCACCAACAAACCCGUCAUCAUUAUAGAAGCUGGGAUCCACGCCAGAGAGUGGAUCUCACCGGCUGCAAAUCUGUGGUUCAUCGAGAAGAUUCUGAGAGACUAUGCGGCGGGAGAAGCCACAGCCAGGUCCCUGCUGGACAAGUACGACUGGUACGUGGUCCCUGUCACCAACCCUGAUGGCUAUGAGUACACCCACAGCACGAACCGCCUGUGGAGAAAGAACAGACGUUACAUCCGCUCCACCUGCUACGGUGUGGAUCUGAACAGAAACUUCGACGUUGCUUUCGGCACCACCGGUGUCUCCACAAGCUGCACCAGUGACAUCUACCCAGGCACUGCUGGAUUCUCUGAGCCGGAGACGGCCAACAUCCGAGAUCUCUUUAACAGUCUGUCCAGCCAGGUGGUCGCCUACGUCUCUGUCCACUCUUACUCUCAGUACGUUCUGGUUCCUUGGGGAUACACCAACUACGUGUCCAGACCACCCAACCAGGUUGAGUUGGACCGCGUUACCAAGCUAAUGACAACUGCAAUCUCCAAUAGACAUGGACAGACUUACCUACACGGAACCGCCUGGCAACUGCUCAACUAUGCAGCUUCUGGGUCGUCUCCUGAUUGGGCCCUGGUAAGAAAGCCUGGGUUGUAUACUGUGACCUAUGAACUUCGACCUGCAGCUAGUAACAGCAACGGAUUCGUUCUUCCAGCCUCACAGAUUGUCGCUACCGGCGAGGAAUACUACGCCAGUUUGAUUGUUCUUGCAAACCAAAUUAGGACGUAA